GCGAUGACGCAAGUUCUCUGGCGGCAGUUCUCGCGAGAUCGAGCAAACGCUUCCUCUUGGUUGGUUAGCGGCUUCCUGGCCGGACUUUUUCCCCCUCCUUUUUUCUUGGGGGAAAUUUCAACUUCUGUUUUCGCGGCUCCUCCGAGCCAAACUAUUUCGGACAGCGUUUCUCGCCCGGUCCUGAGGCUGUGAACGAUAGGCCUAACUUGUCUUUUGCCGCCUUUUGUCUGUGGGAGCGCUCGCGAGUCAGAGGCCGUGCCGGAGAGACAUUCCAGCGAUGCACGCGCUUAAAUAAACUGCAUUUCCUGCACUUUUACCUCUGAGCCACUCGCUUUUUCAUUUGACACUUUAAUUUCACCUGGAGCAGCUUUUGAGAGCAUGAUUGGGUGUUGAAAUUUGGGGCUUGCUAAUCUCAGAAACUUCCACUACAAGGGUUUGUGUAUCAGUUUGAAGUAUUGGAUGUCAGUAGAGACAACCUGGUUGCUUUCUUUGAAAUUGAUAACUUUGCAAGUAUGGCACCAAAAAGAAGACCAGUCCCCUUGAUUAUAACCCCCACUGGAGAGGGACAGUCAACCAACAUUGAUGCAGCAGCAGAGGCCAACCUGGAGGCCUUGCAGAGGAAGUUAGGUGAGCUGGAUUUGGAUGAACAGCAGAGGAAGCGCCUCGAAGCUUUCCUCACCCAGAAAGCCCAGGUGGGCGAGCUCAAGGAUGAAGAUUUCGAACCCAUAUGUGAACUUGGCGCUGGUAAUGGUGGAGUGGUUCAUAAAGUCCGUCACAAACCCUCGAGACUGGUUAUGGCCAGGAAGCUUAUACACUUGGAAAUCAAACCAGCCAUCAGGAACCAGAUUAUUCGAGAGCUGCAGGUUCUACACGAGUGUAACUCACCGUACAUUGUAGGGUUUUACGGCGCCUUCUACAGUGAUGGAGAAAUCAGCAUCUGUAUGGAGCACAUGGAUGGAGGCUCUUUGGAUCAAGUGCUCAAAGAAGCCAGAAGAAUCCCUGAGGAAAUUUUGGGCAAAGUUAGCAUAGCUGUACUCAGAGGUUUGGCGUAUCUUCGGGAGAAGCACCAAAUAAUGCACAGAGACGUUAAGCCCUCCAACAUCCUGGUGAACUCGCGCGGUGAGAUCAAACUGUGCGACUUUGGUGUGAGUGGCCAGCUCAUCGACUCUAUGGCCAACUCCUUCGUUGGAACACGGUCGUACAUGUCGCCGGAGAGACUCCAGGGCACGCACUACUCGGUUCAGUCGGAUGUGUGGAGCAUGGGCCUAUCACUGGUUGAGCUUGCUAUUGGACGCUACCCCAUCCCCCCUCCCGAUGCUAAGGAACUGGAGGCCAUAUUUGGCCGGCCAGUGCUGGAUGCAGGUGGGGCAGAAGGUCACAGCAUGUCUCCAAGACCCAGGCCUCCAGGACGACCAGUUAGUGGACACGGAAUGGACAGCAGGCCAGCAAUGGCUAUAUUUGAGCUACUGGACUACAUUGUCAAUGAGCCUCCACCCAAGCUCCCCCAUGGCGUCUUCACCACAGACUUUGAGGAGUUUGUGACAAAAUGCCUCAUAAAGAACCCUGCUGACAGAGCUGACCUCAAGAUGCUAAUGGGUCACACGUUCAUCAAGCGGGCUGAGGUUGAGGAGGUGGAUUUUGCUGGAUGGUUGUGUAAAACCAUGGGCCUUCACCAGCCUAGCACACCCACUCAUAGCGCUGAAUGAAUGCUGGCUCAUACCGUUGCCACCCAUGCCAUCCUCCACUCUACUUCUGUCCUCUUUGCUCUCACAGGCCUGUAUGCUUGUAAGCCUCCGACACACCGCUGUGCACUCUUUUGCCGUUCUCUGCUUGCUCUUCCCUUCCGCUGCAGUGCGUUCUGGGGGCAUUGUUUUAUAGGAGCCUCUGGUGUUGGAACACUUGGUCAUUUGAACGAAUAUGGAGAUUUAUAGUCACUUAAGUGAAGUGGCUGUAUUUUUAACGACCAGCUUAUUCAGGAAUGUGUCCAAAAUGGUUAAGAUCAACUGGGUUUUGGUUUUGUAUAACAGCAUUUUCAUUAGCUUUAUGAUGCUUUUCUUUUCACCGUCUGUUUAUUAAUUAAUCACAAUCACAAUCUCUGUUGCUAAUGUGCCAUUCGUUGGCAAUUAGCAUUACACUGUGUUAAGAUGUAUAGCCUGGUUCAAUGGCAAGCAUUUCAUUAUGAAUCAACUGCCGUUUAAAACAAGAUAAAAGAAUGAGAGAAAACCAAAGAGGGCUACUAUGGAUUAUACACUAUGGUUGGUUUAUUACUAAUUAUAAGGCGAUUAUUAUAAAUGCAGGAUGGCCAAAUCACCAAUUUAUCAAGCACAUGUGUACAAGUUUUUAACUUGUGCUUUGCAUGGCCAGUCACACCAACAAAUGGCCAUGCCGUGAGUUUGCACACAUUACCACAUAUUAAAAAAAGCUAUAUUAAAGUUCCUGUAUCAGAUGCCCUUAGUUCUGCUGUGCCUGUUAAAAAGAUCUCUUUUAGUAUUCAUAUUUGGUUUGAACACCAUUUGAUCCCCUUAACAUUGGCCCUUAAAAAUGUUUCAUCGCAUCUUUCUCAAGUAUAGUUUAAAUCAUGCUUGACUCAUUUUUGCGACCAGUGCUUGAACGGUUUUCUUAGAACGUGCUUUAUUGAAAUAAUCUGUAGAAAAGUAUAUUUGGGUAAAAUUAUUGUUUGUAAUUUAUGCUGUAAUGUCUUUGAUUUAAGUUUGAGUACAACCAGAGUUGCACAGUGCUUUUUCCAUGGACUCUAUGAAUUUGAACACAUCCAAAUGACUCCAACUA
This is a messenger RNA of Danio rerio (zebrafish), 2787 nucleotides long. RefSeq names its product mitogen-activated protein kinase kinase 2a (gene map2k2a). Gene Ontology annotation, cellular component: late endosome; early endosome; mitochondrion. Gene Ontology annotation, molecular function: ATP binding; transferase activity; protein serine/threonine kinase activity. Gene Ontology annotation, biological process: regulation of Golgi inheritance; regulation of stress-activated MAPK cascade; regulation of early endosome to late endosome transport. The record is from RefSeq and is marked provisional. Lineage: Eukaryota; Metazoa; Chordata; Actinopteri; Cypriniformes; Danionidae.